This is a messenger RNA of Durotheca rogersii, 2310 nucleotides long. RefSeq names its product Pleckstrin homology domain-containing protein. Bases 273 to 1859 code for a protein of 528 amino acids. The record is from RefSeq and is a predicted model, not a curated record. Lineage: Eukaryota; Fungi; Ascomycota; Sordariomycetes; Xylariales; Xylariaceae. The transcript is spliced from 4 exons.
AAAUAAGGGAGCACCAGGUGCUGCUUCCCACCUCUGUUUCUUCCCUCCCACCCUUCUUGUUGCACUCGCAUUUCCAGAUACAAGUCGUGCUGCUUUUCCCACUCGCCACCCCCCAAGAUUUGUAGAGAACGCUUGCUCGCGAGACGCCGGAGACUCGUCUUCUCACCAUCUGAGUAGUCGUCUAAUUCCCUCCCCCUUUUCCUUUUAAGUGAUACCCGUCUUCUUGAUACCCAAAUUUUUCUUUUCCUUAAUCCAAUCCCCAACACUUCGCCAUGGCCGACGUACAGAAGCCCGUCGAGGUCCCUGAGACCACCCCCGCCGCCGCCGAGCCCGUCGUCGAGACGAAGGUGGAAGAGACGAAGCCCGCGGAGAGCGCCCCCGCUGCUGAGCCUGCUGCCGCUGCCGCUGCUGCUACCGAAGCCCCCGCCGAGACCGAGGCUGCUGCCGAAGCUGCCGCUCCCGCCGAGGAGGUGAAGGAGGCGGCGAAGCCUGUCGAGGCUGGCACCCUGGAGCACAAGGGAGCCCCAGCCAACUUCCCCAAGAACUUGAUCUAUACCAAGCAGCACUUCUGGUUCGGAGCCGACGCUGUUCCCAAGGAGAAGCUCGUCACGUACCUCAAGAAUGAGAAGGUGACCGACGUUGCCUACCAUGUUGCCUCGUGGGCCACCGAGACGGGCAAGGGUCUUCUCUUCUACGGGAAAGAGGGCGACAAGGAGACCCCGGCCGGUGCCAUCCAACUGGCCGAGGCUUCCGAACCCGCUGUGGAAGGAUCCCACAAGUUCACCUUUACCGCGAAAGGGCACAAGCACGCUUUCAAGGCCCCUACUACAGCCGACCGUGACAACUGGGUCGAGCAGCUGAAGUUGAAGAUUGCCGAGGCCAAGGAGCUUGCUACUACCAUCACGGAGAGCGAGGUGUACAAGCAGACCCUUGAGAGCUUCAAGCCUACCCCUCCUCCUAAGGAGGAUAAGCCCGCUGUUGCUGCUGCUCCUGCUGAGGGUGAGACCGCAGAAGAGGCCGCGGAGCAGCCCAAGGACGAGGAUAAGGAGGAGGCAAAGGACGACAAGAAGGAAGAGCCCAAGCGUCGAUCUGCCAGCCGCAAGCGUACCUCUCUCUUCGGCAACCUGCUCGGCGGUAGCAAGAAGGAGGAGCCUAAGAAGGAGUCUGCCGAGGACAAGUCCGCUGAGGACAAACCCGCCGAGACUACCGAGGCAGCCGAGCCCGCUGGAGAUGCCGCUGCCCCGGCCUCUGAGGCCCCUGCUUCCGAGGCGGCUGCUGCCGAGGAACCGAAGAAGGAGGAGUCUGCCAAGCCGACUCCUUCCAAGCGCACCAGUCUUUUCGGUAACCUAUCUUUUGGAAAGAAGAAGACUGAGGCUGAGGGCGCGCCGGCAACCCCUGCUAAAGAUGCCCCUGCUACCAUCCCGGAGACCCCCGUUGCCGAGGCCGCCCCUGUGAUCCCGGCUGUGGAGACGAGCGAGCCUCUAUCUGAGGUUACCUCUCCCACCGAGGGCGCCGAGGCUGCCCCCGCCACCAAUGGUGAGACCAAGAAGGAGAAGACCGAGAAGCGCAAGUCCACGCUCCCCUUCUUCGGCAAGAAGGAGAAGUCUACCACGUCGGAUGACGAGGCUGAGAAGGUCAAGUCUCCUCCCUUCUUCUCGAAGCUGCGACAGACGGUGAAGGGCAAGGGCAAGGCUACUGAGAAGCCCGCUGAGGAGGCUAAGGCUGAGGAUAAGCCUGCGGAGGCCGAAGCCUCUGAGCCUGCCAAGGAGGCUGCUGAGGAGCCCGCUGCGCCUACCGAGGAAGCCAAGGCGGAAAAGCCGGCGGCGGCUGCUCCUGCCCCCGUCACUGCUGCCGCGUAGAGUGCGAGUGAUUCUGCCCUACGGGCCGAUGCUUGAUGUUUUCAAAGGAUAACCAUCUCGUUGGGCUUGGUCGGGAACGGAUCUGCAUUUCAAGAUACCCCACAAGACUGGUUCUGAACUGAUACCCCCCGUCUGCUUCCAAUUUGGCGGUCCACUCCUGCUGUGGAGUCUGGACUGUGUCUAAUGUGGAGGAGAUGGCCUACAUGAUCUUUACACGAACGCUUUUGACACGUUUUGUCUCGAUUUGCGUGGAGAAUUGCUUUUUCCAAAUCUUUUCCUAAUACUCAGCUGAUACCCAGUAUACCCCCUGUCAUUUGGUUGAUGCGGAUCAGAAAAUACCAGCCAUACAGCGCAACCCUUUCUCUUACGUUGACGGUGCAGGACGCGGAAUACAGAGGUGCAGAGCUGCUUUAUGUCAAGCUCGUGAAGCCCUCACGGAACAGACGUCGCG